AUGUCCGCCUCCACACCCGCACCCGCGAGUAGCAGCCAUGCGAGCAGCUCGCGCCGAGUACCGCUGGAUAAGCGGAAGCGCACCGAAACGAGCUGCGACAAAUGCAAGUCGCGCAAGCAAAAGUGCCGGAAGGAGCCUGGCCAGGACGCCUGUCGCUACUGCAUUGUGCACAACAUCGAGUGCCUGACGACGCAGCCGCGCAAGAAGAGACUGUAUGGGAGUGUCGAAGGCCUGGGCACCCGUCUGGCGCUGCUCGAGGCGCUGGUCAAGGGGCUGCUUCCAGAGGCAGACGUGUCCAGCACUGAGGCGUUGCGACAGCUUGCGACGUCGCAUGGCAUCCCGCUGCCAGACUCGGCCGCCAACGACGCGCAUGGCGACCAAGACGACAGUGGCGAGGGCGAGGGAGACGACACCGUGUCGCUGCUGCCCGACCAGCAAGGGCAGGUGCAGUUCAUCGGCCCUGGCAGCUCGCUCUCCUUCCACAUCAAGCUGCGGACGCUGGUCGGAAGAGGCGCUCUGCGCGAGUUUGUUCUCUUUGGCAAGAACGCAGCCCAGGCAUCGUCGCCAACAGGCAGCGACGACCAGCGCAAUCCGUCGAAUCCCACCGCGCCAUCGAGUGCCACCCACGGCUCUGGCGCCGUCCAGGCCCGACACUUGAACCCCAGCGACAGGCCAAACCUCGAAGUGCUGAUACGCGCCUUCUUCGAACACAUACACCCAGACUUCCCAGUCCUGCACGAGCCUUCGUUCCGCGAGGCCUACGAGGCGUGGUUGGUCAACCCCAGGAAUGCCGAUCCCGCCUGGCUAUGCAGCUUCACCUGUGUGCUGUUGCUCGCCCGUCGCGUUGCGCGCAUUCCCUUCCCAGAAGACCAGGAGCGGCUAUGGUGGCAAAGGACACAAACACUUCUUCCCGUCGUCAUCUUCACUUCCAGCAUCACAGCCAUACAAGCCCUGUUAUUGGCCGCCAUACACCUCCACAACACAAACCAUCGGGAUGCUUGCUGGAACCUGACGGGCACCGCUGUUCGUAUUGCAUAUGCCAUUGGACUGAAUCAGGACAAAGUCAACGCUGGCCAAACACCUCUGGCUAGGGAGGUGCGCAAGAUUCUAUGGUGGACUUUAUAUGCCUUUGAGACGAUGCAGGUGUCCUCCUAUGACCGUCCGAGUGCCAUCGAGAACCCGGGCGCAAAGAUUAGCAGUCCCAACGAGAAAAUAAUUGGCGGACCCCCUGACCUGUCCGCAUGCUCGACCCGCUUGUUCAUGCUGCUCGGGUCAACGUGUCGCGCGCCCAAGACCGUCAAGUCCAACGCCAACGAUGAAUCCUAUGUUGGCCCCUUGUCGCCCGCCGCGGGUGUGCUACGCGACCUGGUCCGAUGGAAGGAGACGUUACCCAGGCAUCUACACUACCAAGUUAUAGACGCUUCACCUCCUGCUAUGCAACGGCCGCUGUUGAUGAUACACUCCGUAUAUCACUAUACAACCAUCGUCUUGUGUCGCUCAGCCCUGCUUGCACGCGCUUCCAGUCUGGCCAAGAGCGGUCAUGACACUACAAACUCCGCACUCACAGCCAUGGCGGAAGCUUGCUCUGAGUCUGGCCGAUCGCUGGCCAAGGCAUUGCUCAAACUUGAAUCUUUUGGCAAAUUCGAUUCCGUCUACUCUUGUGACGUAUGGUAUAUGCUCGCAUCAAGCUCAGUGCUAGUACUUGAUCUUGUGUGCUUGAAUAAGCUCGGAGGCACAGACAUGUCAGAAUCCCGCAUUCUGUUGUCUCAGCUUGCAGAUCUGGCACAGCGGCAUAGGCGGAAUCCCUACAUGCCUGGAACCAUUGAGAAAUUCGCAUCCCUGGUUCCAGAACUACAUUCCAUGGCUGACUCUCUAGCUUCGCCUGUCAGAUUUGCAGAGCCGGAACUCGAGACCCACGACACCGCACCCCAGAGUUCCCUUCCGCCGCAGCAACUAUCGCAGCCGGAUGCUGUGCCACACAUGUACCAUCAGUCUCCGCCCGGCGUAGGUACUUACAUGUACGCGGAUCCGAUGCCAGGCCGUAUAUACCCUGACCAGGCCUACAUGGGCCCUGCCAUGCACCCUAAUGCCCGGUUCGAUAGAACGACGCAAAUGCAGUUCAUGGAUUUUACGAUUAACAAUAUUCACGAGUGGAAUUGGGCGGACAUUGGGACUAUGGUUGGCCCCGAAGGCGUUCCGAAUAUGCCUGGAAACCCUCAUUUACCACUCGCGUCCAUAUCCAAGAUGAGAAUCUCAAGAAUCCUCGACUUGCCUCUCUUCAGUAGCCGCUUCAAGUUACAAAUUCACAUUGCUCAAGUCGUACUCGUCACUGCCGCUGUCGGCCUUACGGUUCCUCGUCUCUUUGUAAAAAAUAUUCCGCGUUCAAGAUCAAGCACAAUCGCAUUGGGAAUGGGUGCUAAAUCCCUCAUCCUGCUCGCCUACCUCAUACUUUCGGAACACGUUCCCCGUUUCCAGCGUUGGCACAGCUACAAGGCGCACGCGAUUAUCGCCUGUCUCGAGGUGGUGUUCUGGAGUGGAGUUGCUGGCUUAACGUUCCAGGCCAACAUGAAGUCUUGCGUAGGGGUAACAUGUGGCCUGAGCUGGGUAGUAAUGGUCCUCGCCGUCAUUAUCAUCAACACAGAAAUUGUUUGCUCCGGUAUCAGUAUCAGAGAGUUCAGGGAGUGGAAAAAAGCGGGCAAGCCAAAGUCAAUGGGACCUCACUACGCCCCUCGUUCCCCAUUUGACGACGAGGAAUCACUCCGAACCGGAGUUGCACAACCAAAGGAGGCGCCUGUCCAAGCUGCCGAACGAGCAUACUUCCACUCCGAGCAACGAAAUGCGCAACCUGGCCAAACUCGACCCCACGGGGAAUCUCUUUGGAAUGAUCAGAACGCACGGCGAUCUUCCCGACAGGGACGCCAUCAUUCUUCGCGCCGCUCUGAGGAUCGUACACGUGGCCGAGAAGAGCGUCAUAUGCAUGAGAUGGAACAACCACCGCGAUACCCAGAACAGCAACAAUACUCUCCAAGAGGAUCGCGCUGA
Messenger RNA from Alternaria burnsii, 3042 nucleotides. Its product is annotated as zn2 cys6 dna-binding protein. Bases 1 to 3042 code for a protein of 1013 amino acids. Gene Ontology annotation, molecular function: DNA binding; DNA-binding transcription factor activity, RNA polymerase II-specific; zinc ion binding. NCBI's taxonomy places the organism in Eukaryota, Fungi, Ascomycota, Dothideomycetes, Pleosporales, Pleosporaceae. Gene Ontology annotation, biological process: regulation of DNA-templated transcription; DNA-templated transcription. The transcript has 5 exons. The record is from RefSeq and is a predicted model, not a curated record.